AUGUCGAAAGUUACAAGCGAUCAUGUCGAGUCCAUGGAGAGUGGGUGGUAUUCAAGUCAUGAUCUUGGCCAACAAAGUCCCAAGCCAGAUUUAAGGAACUAUGUCUCGGACCCCGUGCUAGAAAAACACGUUGUUCGUAAGAUUGACAUGUUGAUUAUUCCUUUCAUUUGCAUCACAUACUUGAUCACCUUUAUCGACAAAGCUAUGCUAGGGUAUUCUGCCGUAUUCGGUUUAAAAGAAUCCCUGCAUUUGCAUGGAACUGAAUACAGCUGGCUAGGCCUACUGCUCACUGUUGACCAUUUUUCAUUUCUUCAGUUUGAAUAUCCGACCACUUUUGCUAUGCAGAAAUUACCAGUCUCAAAGUGGCUAUCGAUCAAUCUUUUCUUUUGGGGCGAAAUCACCAUGGCUUUGGCCGGCUGUAACAGAUUUGAUGAAUUCCUGGGUCUACGUUUCUUGCUAGGGGCUCUUGAAUCUUGUUCAACGCCGGCCUAUUUGCUAAUUACGGCAACUUGGUAUACUGUUGAGGAACAACCCAUUCGGAUUGGCUGGUGGUCGACAUUUCUUGGCCUAGCAAAUUCCUUCGGUGGCCUUCUUGCCUUCGCCCUAGGUCAUAUCAAAGGGUCUCUUGAUUCAUGGCAAUAUCAAUUCAUCUUUAUUGGAGCAAUUUCCGGUGCAUGGGCAAUCAUCAUGUACUUCAAGCUCGCCGAGCGACCCGAGACAGCAACAUGGUUAAAUGAAACAGAGAAGAAGACAGCAAUUGGGCGCUUGGGACCGAAACACCAUGGCGCUAAUCAUCGAGAGAUCAAGAAAUAUCAAAUAAUAGAGGCUCUUAGGGAUCCUAAGUCUUGGUUGUUCUUCUUAUGUGGAGUUGCGACACAAGUUGUGAAUGGAGCUGUCAGCAACUUCGGAAGUUUGAUCAUUGAAGGGUUCGGUUACUCAAACUUUACAACCACACUCUUUCAAAUCCCAUACGGAAUGGUCAUUCUGGUAUCAAACGUUUCUGCCAUGUAUAUCCAAAGAUGGCUUCCCGGUCAGAGACGGUGUUUUGUUGCUGUGUUUUACGUCUGUCCCGCACUGGCAGGUGCCAUUGGGAUUCACACAAUUUCACGGGACCAUAAAGUAGCCUUAUUGGUUUGCUAUUGGUUGACAAGCACCUAUACCGCCUCAUUUGCGAUGACAAUGUCCCUCAUUACAGCGAAUACUGGUGGCUCCACAAAACGCUCCGUGGUCAACGGUAUAUUUUUUAUCUCAUAUUGCGUAGGGAAUAUUGUCGGACCAUUCUCUUUCAAGACUAGCGAAGCUCCAACUUAUACUUCGGGAAUUGUGGCCAUGUUAGUUGCGUAUUGUGUCGAAGCUUUGUUGCUUUUGUCUUUUGCUGUAUAUGCGGCGAUGUUGAAUAAGAAAAAGGAUGAAAUUGUCCAGAGAGAAGGGUUGAGUCUCGGUGAUGCUGUUACUCAAUUUCAAGAGAGCUCAUCCACUGACCGGACUGAUAAGGAGGAUCUUUUCUUUCGAUACUCUUACUGA
Messenger RNA from Penicillium macrosclerotiorum, 1524 nucleotides. Its product is annotated as MFS general substrate transporter. Gene Ontology annotation, molecular function: transmembrane transporter activity. The record is from RefSeq and is a predicted model, not a curated record. Gene Ontology annotation, biological process: transmembrane transport. NCBI's taxonomy places the organism in Eukaryota, Fungi, Ascomycota, Eurotiomycetes, Eurotiales, Aspergillaceae. Bases 1 to 1524 code for a protein of 507 amino acids. The transcript is spliced from 4 exons. Gene Ontology annotation, cellular component: membrane.